CUGCUGCUCCAGCGUUCCUGUGCUCCAGGUGAUCUCUCAGCUGCGCUCCUAGUCCAUCUGCAGCCCCUGCACCUCCAAGAACUGCAGCCCCUGUGUUCGAUGACUCUCUCUCCGCUGCUCUCCUGGUCGUUCUGCAGCUCCACGUGCAGGAGCCAGCCAAAUGCUUCUACUUUGCCCGCAUUUGGUCAGCAAUGUGGAUACAACCCUCCAGGAGUUAAAGCGCUGCCUGGCCGUAGUUUCUUCCUGGACCCAUCGCCGCUGCGGGUGGAGGCGGCCGCCCAGACCUCCGCUCCUGCUGUUCCUGCUGCGGCUGUUGCUCCUGCCACUGCUUUUUCCCCUGCAGCUCCCGCUGCCUCACCGCCAGUGCAGCUUCACCUCGCCGCCGGGCUCGCCGGCGCAGGAUUGCGUCCCAGGCCUCCGAGGGUCCCGCUCCGCCUCCCGUCUUCGGUCUCCAGUCCUGCGACAGGGUCCAGGGGGGCCCGCUUCCAGCCUACGUGUCCGAUUCCCGCAAGGUCCGGGUUCAGGAGGACCCGUGGACCUCCACCACUCCCGAGUUCCCUGAGGUCCGGGUCCAGGGGGACCCAUUGACCUCCACCGCUUCCGAGUCCUGUGAGGCGGUUCAAGGGGACCAACCAGCCCACAGCGCCCCUAAGCAGCCGACCAGCCAUGACAUAUAACUGCCAUGACUUUAAAAUCAUUAAUUCCUAUACUGCAAGCGCCACUAACAUAA
This is a messenger RNA of Fundulus heteroclitus (mummichog), 730 nucleotides long. Its product is annotated as WAS/WASL-interacting protein family member 2-like. Bases 100 to 588 code for a protein of 162 amino acids. The transcript has 3 exons. NCBI's taxonomy places the organism in Eukaryota, Metazoa, Chordata, Actinopteri, Cyprinodontiformes, Fundulidae. The record is from RefSeq and is a predicted model, not a curated record.